GUCACUAUACACUUUGAAUACACAAAAGCACCGGGAAUACAUUAAUGAUACAUUGGGAAUACAUUUCAAAAUACGUGAUACACUCUAAAUACACGGUGUGCACACAUUACACGUACAAAAUAUGUAUAUAAUUUAUAUAUACUAUAUUUACAUAUUAGACAAUACACAUGUGUAUACGAUUUUGAUACAUUGUUUAGACAGAUUAUACAUUCAUGAUACAAAAUACAAUUGGGAUACACUAAAUAUACACUUUAGAUACACAAGCACACUCGAGAUAGGCUCAAUAUACACUAAGGAUACACUGUCAAACUUAGGAUACAAUAUAUACACAAUAUUAUACAUUGCAAAAUAAUAUGUAUAUAAUUUUUCUACAAAACUAUAAUUUAUUAAAAUUAUCCUGUAUGUACAACUUUAUACAUACAUAUAUACACACAUGUUGCACUCAAUAUAUAUACUAGGGAUACACUGUCGAACUUAGGAUACUAUAUAUAUUGCUGCAUUUUGCCUAUCAUUAAAUCUCAUAUUAAAUAGUAUUAAAAAAAGUAAAAGUAAGAGAGAAAAAAGGUGCUAGAAUUAAAAGAAUUGAAGAAAAAAAGUAAAAACAUAUAGAAAGAGUAAAAAGUGAAGCGUGAUAUGUAAGAAAGGGAAUAUAAUUUGGUGUGGGGAAGAAAAAAUAUCUUGGAAAAAUAAAAGUUAGUACCAAAAUUUACUUUUGUCUUUUAUCUUGAUUUUAUCCAAUGGGCUCUGACUGUACAUUUCGGGUUAAGUGCAAAACUUAUUUUCCACUAAAAAGAAUAUAUUUUGAUCCAAUGAGUGAACUUCACACGACAGACUUGACCCAGCCUAUCAUUUAACAACCCUAAAUUUACUAUUUCUAGCAUCAAAAUUCACAACUAGAUUGAGUGUAGAGGUAGCGUUCUUGCUUUUGAAAACGCCAUGAAUGUGAAGAUCAGGGAGUACGAAUUAACCUGCAAAUGUCCACACAAAUUAUACGAAGUGAUGUUGGACGAUGUCGAAAUCGAAACCGCUGUCACUCAUGAUCCCGGUUCGGUGUCCGCAUGGAUUAAGAAGAUCGAAAUUUCAAACGAAUCCCGUCUCCACCGCUUGAUUGUCGGCCUCGACAUCGAGUGGCUCCCCAACUUCACUGCCACCGCAAACAACCCCGUCGCCACCAUCCAACUCUGUGUCGGAAAAUCCUGUCUUAUUUACCAAAUUCUUCACUCCACCAAAAUCCCCCGCCGACUCCGCAACUUCCUCCAGAACGACGACUACAGAUUCGUUGGGGUUGGUAUUAAGAGUGACGUGAAGAAGCUGUGGGACGAUUAUGGAGUCGACGUGUUGAACACGGUUGAUCUCCGGGAGUGGGCGGCGGUGGAGCUGGAGAAGAAGGAACUUCGCACGGCGGGGCUGAAGGAUUUGGCGAAGGAAAUAGUGGGAAUAGAGAUUGUGAAGCCCAAGAGUGUGACUAUGAGUGCUUGGGAUCAGCGUUGGCUUAGCCCUAAGCAGAUAUGUUAUGCUUGCCUUGAUGCUUAUCUUUCUUUUGAAGUUGGGAGGCUCUUAAGUGCUUGGUAUAAUUAGAACUUGUUGAUAUGUUGUAUUAUUUUAUCUAUAUGACAUAAGAUCAGUAAUUGAAAUUGAUGUAUGCUUAUUAGACAUUACGAUGGGAAAAGGGUAAGACUCCAUUAGAUAACAAUGGUUGGUCGUAAAAAGUUAUUCGUAUCGUGUGUUUAUACUAAAUUGUAUCAAUUUACCAUGAUUAAAUAAUUUUA
This is a messenger RNA of Nicotiana tabacum (common tobacco), 1769 nucleotides long. Its product is annotated as 3'-5' exonuclease-like. Lineage: Eukaryota; Viridiplantae; Streptophyta; Magnoliopsida; Solanales; Solanaceae. Gene Ontology annotation, cellular component: nucleus; cytoplasm. Gene Ontology annotation, biological process: nucleobase-containing compound metabolic process. Gene Ontology annotation, molecular function: 3'-5' exonuclease activity; nucleic acid binding. The record is from RefSeq and is a predicted model, not a curated record.